Molecule: messenger RNA, 936 nt
Organism: Physeter macrocephalus (sperm whale)
Lineage: Eukaryota; Metazoa; Chordata; Mammalia; Artiodactyla; Physeteridae
Gene: UQCC1
Product: ubiquinol-cytochrome c reductase complex assembly factor 1
Exons: 10
Coding region: 100-936 (278 amino acids)
Biological process (GO): mitochondrial respiratory chain complex III assembly
Cellular component (GO): mitochondrion
Source: RefSeq, a predicted model, not a curated record
GCCGGGCAUCCGCCGGCGAAAAGACGACCUAGUUGGGGGGCGGGUGGCAGCGGGGACUCCGGAAGCCCACCUUUCACCCGGAAAUGGUUGUCGGGAAACAUGGCGUUGCUGGUGCGAGUCCUUAGGAACCGGAUUAGCACCUCCCAGUGGGUUCCGGUAUGCAGCCGAUUGCUACUUGUGUCUCAUACACAGGGACAGUGCGGCAGGCCUCUGUCUGGUACUUCCCAGUGGCCCCAGAUGAGCCAGGCCCUAGCAUGUGGUGGAUCAGUAGUAGACAUUCAGCUAAGUAGGAAGUAUCAUACCACAAAUAAGCUUUCUUCUACCAAGGAUUCCCCACAGCCUGUUGAGGAGAAGGUUGGUGCCUUCACAAAGAUAAUAGAAGCCAUGGGAUUCACAGGACCUUUGAAAUACAGUAAAUGGAAGAUUAAGAUUGCGGCCCUGCGCAUGUAUACUAGCUGUGUGGAGAAAACUGACUUCGAGGAAUUCUUUCUAAGGUGUCAGAUGCCUGAUACAUUCAAUUCAUGGUUUCUUAUAACUCUACUUCAUGUCUGGAUGUGUCUAGUCCGAAUGAAGCAGGAAGGCCGGAGUGGGAAAUACAUGUGUCGUAUCAUAGUUCAUUUUAUGUGGGAGGAUGUUGAGCAGCGUGGCAGAAUCAUGGGGGUUAAUUCCUAUAUCCUGAAGAAGAACAUGAUGCUUAUGACAAAUAAUUUCUAUGUGGCAGUCUUGGGAUAUGAUGAGGGGGUCCUUUCAGACGAUCGUGGGCUGGCUGCUGCCCUCUUUCUGUCCUGCGGGGCCACGCAGAGCACGGCCGUCCUUCCUCCACGUGACAGCCCUUCAGAUACGAAGACAGUGAUCGAGUCCUUCCCCAGUCCCCAGCCGCCCUCCCCGCCCCCCGUUCCCCCCCCCCCCCGCCCUGUCCUCUCGUCUCCAGCUUGA